UCGCGAGACGGAAGUGAAUAAUUGUAGUCAUUCAAAACCCCUGACAUGACAAAUCAAACUGAGCUGUGAAACGCAUCUUCUCCUCUAAAUAAGAAGACAGGUUUCCCCAGGACUCUCCUCAGCCAUCAGCAACCAUGCACGGCCGUGUGAAGGUUAAAACUACCGUCCAGCAGGAGGAGGAGAAGAGAAAAGAGCGUGAGAAGAAGCUGAAGAUAUAUGUGGCUGCACGCGAUGCCAUCUUCUCUAAGAGGAAGGAUGGUGUUUUUGACGAAGAGGCUCUCCAGCUGACUCAGGAGCUCCUAUCAUCUAAUCCUGACUUUGCAACCCUCUGGAACUACAGGAGAGAAGUCCUAAUGAACCUGGAAACUGUCAAAGAUCCUGAUGACCUGCAGAAGAUUUACGAGGCUGAGCUUUUAUUUGUGGAGUCUUGCCUCCGCAUCAAUCCAAAGUCGUACGGCAGCUGGCACCACCGAGGUUGGGUCUCGGCCCGUUUGCCUAAACCAGAUUGGGCCAGAGAGCUGAGCCUGUGUGAUCGCUGCUUGAGCCUUGACGAACGCAACUUCCAUUGCUGGGAUUACCGGCGACUGGUCGUGAAGAUAUCUGGCGUGCCAGUGGACCAGGAGUUGGAGUUUACCAAUCGUCUCAUCGGAUCCAACUUCUCCAAUUACUCCAGCUGGCACUACCGCAGCACCCUGCUGCCGCUGUUACACCCAGAGUCUCCCGAACUGCCCUCCCCGUGUCACCAGCCUCCUCGAUCCUCCCCUCCGCCGUCUCCACAAACCCACUCCCACCGUGUCUGCGAAGAGCAGCUCCUCAAAGAAUAUGAACUCGUUCAGAAUGCUUUCUUCACCGACCCCAACGACCAGAGUGCCUGGUUCUACUAUCGCUGGUUAUUAGGCAGAGCGGAGCGCGAAGAGAUGAUAAGCUGUGUGUACGUCAGCCGGGAGGAGGAGAGAGUCGCUGUCGCCUUCUCCAGGCCUGUCAAUGCGCAGUCCGUCGGCCUGCUCCUGGUCCUGGACGGCAAACCUCAGAGAGUGGAGUGGAGCAGUGUCCACCCACGCUUUAAACACAGUCCUGUCUGGAUCUGCGACCUCCCUCCUGGAACCAUUAACGACAUCGCUAACGAGCACAAUCUGACGGUGCACUGGACUGAAAAGCACACUCACCGGGACUGUGCUCUUUAUACAGGUCGAACUGAGAGCUGGUGCCGGGACACGGCCACCGAUCAGGAACUUUUCAGGAGCGAACUCUCAGUGGAGAAGACGUCAGUGUUGCAGUCGGAACUACAGUCGGUCAAGCAGCUGCAGGAACUGGAGCCACUUAACAAAUGGUGCUUACUGACCAUCAUCCUCCUGAUGAGGGCACUAGACCCUCUGGGAUACGAGAAGGAGACACUUGCUCACUUCCAAACACUCAAAGAGGUCGACUCCAUGCGCUCUGCAUAUUACAGCGACCUGUGCAGCAAGUUCAUGAUCGAAAACACGAUCCUGAAAAUGGAGUACGCUGAAGUGCGGGUCUUCAGUAUUUCUGACCGGAACCUGACCACUUUAUGCCACCUGGACCAGCUGUUACUGGUCACUCAUAUCAAUCUGUCCUCCAAUCAGCUGCAGCGCCUGACUCCUCAGUUUGCUAUGUUGCAGUGUCUGGAGGUCCUGGAAGCUGAUAACAACUCUAUUGAAAACCUGGAGGGAAUCUUUCACCUUCACAAACUGGAGGAACUCUCCUUGAAGAAUAAUAAAAUCUCUGCCGUGGCGGAUCUCCAGCCUCUGGCCUCCUGCCCCAAGCUGAAGCGCCUUGAUCUCCGGGGCAACCCCGUCACUCACACGGCCAACGUGGAGUCUGCGUUAGCCGAGCUGCUGCCCUCGGUCACGGACCUGCUGCUCUGAUCAGACGGAGGGCAGGAAUCACUGCCGUCCCCGUCCCCGUCCCCGUUGUUCACUCGUCCUCUGCUGUGUUUGGCUGUGAAAUGAGCAAGUGGGUGUUUUUAUUAUUGUUUUUAUUUUUUUUUUAAAGUGUCUUGCAUACCUGUUCCUUUUUCAUCGUGUUGUUGUUGUUUUCUCUUUGGGGGAGAAUGUAAGUCACAGCUAACUUUGAGGCUCAGGCAGCCUGACACUUUUGGGCAUAUGUCAGAAACCCAUCUAACACUUCACCCACGGGCUCUGUGUUGAUGUGCGUGUGCGAGCGAGUGCAUACUAACCAACAUUUUGUUUCCUCGUGUACAUGUGUGUGAAUGUCCUACACAAAAAUGCAUGCAGAAACAUUGAUUAGAGCAAAUCAGAUAGGGGUGGGAAUGCAGCAUUGCUGGUUUAUUGCUUCCAUGGGAUUUAACGGAUGGAUGAAGAGAGCGUCACAUACUGUAGUUCUCAUAUACAUCUUUAGGAGAUUGUGUAAAGCAGCUCAACUAUGACAUUACUCUGUUGCACAGUAACUCACUGAUCCAUGAAUAAAUGGCACAUGUUGUGUCACUGCCUUCCAACA
Cololabis saira (Pacific saury) is the source of this 2478-nucleotide messenger RNA. It is a transcript of the gene rabggta, whose product is annotated as Rab geranylgeranyltransferase subunit alpha. The transcript is spliced from 17 exons. Gene Ontology annotation, molecular function: zinc ion binding; Rab geranylgeranyltransferase activity; protein binding. Gene Ontology annotation, cellular component: cytoplasm; Rab-protein geranylgeranyltransferase complex. The coding region runs from base 135 to 1886 and encodes 583 amino acids. Gene Ontology annotation, biological process: protein geranylgeranylation. The record is from RefSeq and is a predicted model, not a curated record. NCBI's taxonomy places the organism in Eukaryota, Metazoa, Chordata, Actinopteri, Beloniformes, Belonidae.